AGCUGGGCUCAGGGAGGUCAGCUGCCACCUGCUCUUCGCCAGCGCGGCUCCUUCGCCGGCGCAGGGAGUUGGGAACAUUCCACCGCACCGAUCCAACUAACUCCGCACCGUUGCCAUGUUCCUCCUGACAGUGGCGGCCCUCGUUCUGGAGCUUCCGCCAGUGCUGGGGAGCCCGCAAUGUCAAAACCGGAGCCUCGAGAACCGUUCCACCAAGCCCGGCGUGGACCGGCCUUGCCUUUGUGCUUUCGACGUGGACCGUACGCUCACCGGAUACCAGGAGUUGCGUGAGGAAUGCCCGCUGAACUUGGUGAAGGAUGGUGUGAAGGACUAUGCCUAUCUCUAUGCGACCCCCAGGGGCUUCGGCUUCCUGACCCUCUCGGAGCUGUCGCAAGGCUUGAACGCGACCUUCUGCCGUCAUUGCUACCUGGGUAUUGCCUCAGCCGGUGGUGCUGGACUGGAUGACGAGAAGGCGGUUUUGAGCUCGGUGCUGCAUGCGGGUGUGGCACGUGGUGAGCUGUACGAAGCCUUGCCUAACUGGACCACCGGAGAAAAUCCUGAAGAGCAAGUGGAAAGUGAAGCGCCGUUUGUGGUGUGGUGUGCGGAAGGGCAGAAGAACCUUUGCGUCAAGAAGAUCGUCGAGUGGUACCGCAGUGAGCGGAAUGUGUCGAUCAGUGACGAGGAUGUGUAUUUCUUCGACGACAAGGAGGACAACAUCUCACCCUUCGUGCAGACCAACUACAACGCAUUCCAAGUGAGCUGUGGGAGUCGCAAUGGCAGUCGCGGCCUCUGUGGCGGGCGUGUGGCGGAGGUCUGGGACACGAAGGGCGUCUUCCUCUGCGAGGGAGAGCAGCAGGUCUGCAUGGAGGACCUGCAUACGACCACCGCAUCGCCCAUCGCCAUGUCCCACGCGUGGGGAUCAUCGGCAUCGGCCGCGUGGGCUGCGGUGCUGGUGCUGGUGGUCAGCUGGAAUAGGUGAACUGAGUCCAGCAUAGUGAACUGAGUCAUGGGUCCAACAGCAAACUGGCAAGCUGGAG
Durusdinium trenchii is the source of this 1034-nucleotide messenger RNA. The record is from the annotation of a GenBank genome assembly. Lineage: Eukaryota; Dinophyceae; Suessiales; Symbiodiniaceae.